AAAAUGGGAAACCAAACAGCCAUCACAGAAUUCAUCCUCCUGGGGUUCGGGGAUCUCCCUGAGCUGCAGACCCUUCUCUUCUUGCUGUUUCUAGUGAUCUAUGUUUUGACCAUGGCUGGGAACAUCCUCAUUGUUGUGCUAGUUGUGGCUGAUCAGCACCUUCAUAUCCCCAUGUAUUUCUUCCUGGGGAACUUGUCCUGCUUGGAGACCUGCUACACUUCCAACAUCCUGCCCAGGAUUUUGGCCAGUUUCCUGACAGGGGACAGAACCAUUUCAUUUAAUGGGUGUCUCACUCAAUAUUAUUUCUUUGGAUGCUUAGCAGCUGCAGAAUGUUAUCUCCUAGCAGCAAUGUCUUAUGAUCGAUACCUAGCGAUAUGCAAACCACUGCAUUAUGGAGCCCUCAUGAAUGGCAGGCUCUGCCUCCAGCUAGCUACAGUAUCUUGGGUAAGUGGCUUUCUGGCUAAUACUAUAUUAACAUUUUUUAUCUCCAACUUAAUCUUCUGUGGUCCCAAUGAAAUUGACCAUUUCUUCUGUGAUUCCUUCCCAAUGAUGAAACUCUCCUGCAGUGACACUCAUCUGACUGGACUUUUAACGUCCACUGUGGCUUGCAUAUGCUCACUGCCUCCGUUUCUAUUAACCGUGACAUCCUAUAUUUAUAUCAUUACCUCCAUCCUGCGAAUCCCUUCCAGCACUGGGAGGAAGAAGACAUUUUCCACCUGCUCCUCCCACCUUAUUGUGGUUACAAUUUUCUUUGGGUCGAUACUGAUUGUGUAUGUGCUUCCACAUAGCAACAGACUGAAGGACUUUAACAAAUUCUUCUCUGUCUUUUACACCGUCCUGACUCCCAUGGUCAAUCCACUCAUCUACAGCCUGAGAAACAAAGAAGUAAAGGAGGCCCUGAGGAAAGCUUUCAAUAAAUGUAUGGAUUUUAAGACACUGCAGAAAAUUCAGAUUGCUUCAAGUUAG
Messenger RNA from Trachemys scripta elegans, 966 nucleotides. Its product is annotated as olfactory receptor 1020-like. Bases 4 to 966 code for a protein of 320 amino acids. The transcript has a single exon. Gene Ontology annotation, biological process: G protein-coupled receptor signaling pathway. Lineage: Eukaryota; Metazoa; Chordata; Testudines; Emydidae. Gene Ontology annotation, cellular component: membrane. The record is from RefSeq and is a predicted model, not a curated record. Gene Ontology annotation, molecular function: G protein-coupled receptor activity; olfactory receptor activity.